Messenger RNA from Alternaria triticimaculans, 513 nucleotides. RefSeq lists its product as uncharacterized. The record is from RefSeq and is a predicted model, not a curated record. The coding region runs from base 1 to 513 and encodes 170 amino acids. Lineage: Eukaryota; Fungi; Ascomycota; Dothideomycetes; Pleosporales; Pleosporaceae. The transcript has 4 exons.
AUGCGGGUCCAAGAUUUUGUUUUCAUCGCCAACGACGCAGCUCUUCGACGUGUCGUCACUCCCAUUACGAUCUACAAAGGCAUUCAGUUCACCUCCAUCUCCGCAGGAGCGCUGGGCGUCGCAAACAUCACUUUCCUGGGUAUCAGGCCAAAAACCCCACCGCAAGUCGCCUCAACAGCGUUCCGCAGCACGCUGCCCGAUCUUAAACCCGCGUCUGUGACGGUUGACUACCCAGAUUCACCGUACAAGUCGAUCGAAUUAGUCUCCCUCUACCUCCAUUGCGUAGCCGCACUCGGCACCGGUCUCUUCUCAGCGCUGGUGCAAUGUAAGAUCAACUUCGAGUGUUUCGGCUCGGAUGGCAAGCUCAAAGCCGAAAAGGAGGUCGAGUAUAAACCGGACACGCCGCUCCUCAUCCCUGUUGAGGAGCAGAAGAAAGUCAACUUUGAAUCCAAAUUUGUGGGUUGCAAGGAUAUCAAGUUCGCAUUGUGUUUUAACGGCGAUCGCGACGGAUAG